UCCUGCUUUUUUUUAUUCUCGGAACACCAUCUGGUUCCUUUUGUGCUAUGGCUUCAAUUAUUCUCGAUCAAAUCAAAGCCAGUCCCGGUCGCAUGGCUGGACGAGGAGCGGUGGCCAGUUUGGCAGUGUUAGCUUGCAUCUACUAUGAUCGGGCCGUUUUUGAUUCCAAACGUGCCGAUAUCAAAACUCAAGCUGGGUGGCCGCUGGUCGGUAACUUGCCUUUGUUGUUACAGUGGCUCAGUUAUAUACAUGAAUUUCUUCAAGAAGGAUUCACUCGCCUUGAUGGUUUGACACUGACAAUGUCAGCUUUGGGAAUUCCUCGCCAUGUUGGAACCAUUGAUCCUCGGAAUGUGGAGCAUAUCCUUAAAACCAAUUUUGAAAAUUAUAUCAAGGGCCCAGAGUUCACUCACGGCAUGAAUGAUCUCUUUGGCAAUGGUAUCUUCAAUGCCAACGGGGAAGAAUGGAAAUACCAGCGCAAAACAGCCAGCCAUAUCUUUAACGUCAAAAACUUUCGAGAUCAAUUCACAGAUGUGUUUGUUCAAGAGAUCGAUUUCAUGACAAAACAUAUUUGGGAUAAAGCCGCCGACGAACAUCGAAUCGUAGACUUUCAUGACGUUAUGUUCAAAUUCACGUUGGAUUCUUUUGUCAUGCUCGGAUUUGGUGUCCAGCUGAACGCGCUCGCUUCAGAAGAUAAAGUACCUUUUGCAGCGGCAUUUGAUGAGGCCCAAAAGAAUACAUUUUUGCGCUUUGUCAAUCCUAUUUGGCCAGUGACCGAAGGCAUUUUACGCGCGAUCAUGCCUUGGCGCAGCAGCAUGAAAGACCACCUUCACACAGUCGACAGUUUCGCUCGACAAGUCAUUGAACAACGCCGUGUUCAAUUAGCCAACGGCGAAGUCAAGAAGGACCUCUUGUCGCGAUUCAUGAAUGCUCGCAAUGCAAACGGCGAAGAACUUUCCACCGAUGAACUUCGUGAUAUUGUUCUGAAUUUUAUUAUCGCCGGUCGUGAUACUACCGCUCAAGCACUGUCAUGGACCUUUUACAUGCUUGUGACCCAUCCCCGCGUGGAAAAGAAAUUGUUGCAGGAAAUUGAAGACAAUAUCACCGAUGAAUUGAUGUAUGAUUCACCCGCACUCUAUGAAGUGAUCAAGAAUAUGACCUAUGCUCAUGCUGUGUUUUACGAAGUGCUUCGUCAUUAUCCAUCUGUUCCUUUAAAUCAAAAGUAUGCUCUGAAUGACGACAUUUGGCCUGAUGGGACCCAUAUCCGAAAAGGCGAUUACGUCUUGUGGUGCCCGUUUGUCCAAGGACGAUCCGAAAAAGUGUGGGGUCCUGAUGCCAAGUAUUUCAGACCUGAACGUUGGAUUACUGCCGAGGGCGAGCUUCGUCGUGAAUCGCAGGGACAAUGGCCCGCUUUCCAUGCUGGCCCGCGUGUAUGCCUAGGUCAGCAUCUGGCCACGCUUGAAGCACUGGUGGCUAUCAUCUUUCUCGUCAAACGAUACCGGUUCUCUAUUGUCCCGGGUCAAGAAAUCACCUACCAAGUAUCCCUAACGCUUCCCAUGAAGUAUGGUUUCAAGGUCACGGUCGAGAAGCGCGAACAAUGAAAAACUUUUCAAUACCGCUUGACACAUAUAUAUUCUUAAAUUCCUGUAAACUCCAUCACUCUGUAUUCGCUGAUUAUAUCACUAUGGCUAUUCCCCUCCAAAAACAAUGCAGUUUAACUUUGCAUUCGAGAAACAGG
This is a messenger RNA of Radiomyces spectabilis, 1735 nucleotides long. Its product is annotated as cytochrome P450. Gene Ontology annotation, molecular function: iron ion binding; heme binding; monooxygenase activity. Lineage: Eukaryota; Fungi; Mucoromycota; Mucoromycetes; Mucorales; Radiomycetaceae. The record is from RefSeq and is a predicted model, not a curated record. The transcript has 6 exons. Bases 48 to 1598 code for a protein of 516 amino acids.